Chrysoperla carnea is the source of this 3549-nucleotide messenger RNA. RefSeq lists its product as uncharacterized. NCBI's taxonomy places the organism in Eukaryota, Metazoa, Arthropoda, Insecta, Neuroptera, Chrysopidae. Gene Ontology annotation, molecular function: nucleic acid binding. The transcript is spliced from 2 exons. The record is from RefSeq and is a predicted model, not a curated record. The coding region runs from base 1 to 3549 and encodes 1182 amino acids. Gene Ontology annotation, biological process: DNA integration.
AUGAGUGCAAUAAUUCAAAUGCGUGGUUCAAACGGUGAUUUCAUACAAGCUCGUGCUUUACUUGAUACUUGCGCAACUGCUAAUUUUGUAACUGAAAAUUUUGCUUCUAAAUUAAAAUUACCAAUGAAAAUUUGUUCUAUUCCAAUUGGAGCAGUUAAUGGAAUGCAAACUUAUUCUAAACAUAUGGUGCAAAUAUCUUGUAAAUCUUUAGAUAACAAUUAUCAAAAGUCAUUAUCAUUUUUAACUGUUAAUCAAAUUUCGGACUUCAGUCCAAGUGAAACAUUUCCUCGUAACAUGAUUCAGAUUAAAAAGAAUAUCAAAUUAGCUGAUCCUCAAUUUCAUAUUCCUCGAAUGGUCGAUGUUUUGAUAGGAUCCGGAACAACUUUAUCUUUAUUAUCAAUCGGUCAGAUUAAUCUUUCUCAUGAUGGUUGUGAUUUAAUUUUACAAAAAACACAACUAGGAUGGGUUAUAGCCGGAGGAAUCAACAAUAAUAACAAAAUAAAAUCGGUAUCUUGUAAACUUACUGAUUUAUCAAAUCAAUUAACUAAAUUUUGGGUAAUUGAAGAUGUAGGUACAAAAAAUUCUAAGACUUUAGAUGAUUCUAUGAGUGAACAGUAUUAUCAACGUGAUACUACUCGUAACUCAGACGGACGAUACGUAGUAAAACUACCUUUCCGUGUUGAAAAUGUUGAUUUUGGGAAUUCAAAGAGUAAGGCUUAUAGACAAUUCUUAUCCUUGCAAAGAAGAUUAAAUUCUGACGCGAAACUUAAAACAGAGUAUUGUAAGGUUAUGCAAGAAUAUAUUGAUCUAGGUCAUAUGGUUCAUGUAUCAGAUGGUCAUAAUCAAGGAUAUUAUAUGCCUCAUCAUACUGUUGUAAAGGCUUCUAGUACUACAACAAAAGUUCGUGUUGUCUUUAAUGCCUCAGCCAAAACUGAUAAAGCAACACGUACACUUCAUAAACUUGCUGAUGAUGAAGCUCAUAACUUUCCUAAAGCUUCAAGGAUAUUGAAACGUGAUUUCUAUGUUGAUAAUUUAUUAACUGGUGCUAAUUCUUUGAAUGAAAUUCUUCAGUUACGUGAUGAAUUAAUUCAACUAGUUAGAAAAGGAGGUUUUGAAUUGAGACAAUGGGCAUCCAAUCAUAAACAUGCUUUAGAUAAUUUUGAUCAAAGGACACUAGAUUUGGAUUGUGCUAUAAAUGAUGAUCCAGUUUCUAAAACUCUAGGUGUAGCUUGGAAUUCUCUUACAGAUAGUUUUAUUUUUACUGUCAAUCCUAUAGAUCCUUUAACUAAAAUAACAAAACGUACAAUUUUAUCUAAUAUUGCAAGGAUUUUUGAUCCUAUCGGUUUAUUAGGUCCUAUAGUUUUAGCUGCAAAAAUUAUAAUACAAGCAUGUUGGAAAUCUAAAGUUCAUUGGGAUGAAGCUGUCCCACCACAAUUACAUUUACAAUGGCUAAAAUUUUCAGAACAAUUACCUUACAUUAAAGAAUUUUCUAUUGAACGUAAUCUAAUUAUUCCAAAUCCUAUUAAUAUUGAAUUACAUGGUUUUUGUGAUGCUAGUCAGGUUGGUUAUGGCGCUUGUUUAUAUGUACGCUCAGUGGACCAAGAAGGACAGGUUGUUGUUAAGUUAGCUUGUUCAAAAUCCAGAGUUGCACCACUUAAAGGAAUAACUAUUCCUAAAUUAGAAUUAUGUGGUGCACAGUUACUUGCUCGCUUAUAUCGUGAUACAAUACCAGCCUUUGAUUUUUCUGUUUCUCGAAUAAUAUUUUGGUCUGAUUCUACCAUUGUACUUCAAUGGCUUCAAAGAUCACCUCAUUCUCUUAAGGUAUUUGAAGCCAAUCGGGUUUCAGAAAUUCAAUCUCUAGGAGAUAAAACUGAAUGGAGACAUGUUAGAACUAAAGAUAAUCCAGCCGAUUGUUUGUCUAGAGGUCAGUUGCCCUUUGAGUUUUUUAAUAAUCAAAUGUGGUUUGAAGGUCCAAUAUGGCUCUCUCAAGACCAAGAAAAUUGGCCAGUAUUAACACCAACAGUUUCUGAUAAUUUGCCUGGUAUUCGAAAGAAUGUUUGUUUACUUUCUAUUCCUAAUGAUACCUUAGAACGUUUUUCUUCUUACACUAAACUCUUAAAUAUUUGUUCAUAUUGGCUCCGUUAUCUUAAAAAUAAUCCAUUUAAAUAUAAAGCUUUAAGUGUAGAGGAAAAAUUAGAAACAGAAAUUAGAAUUUUAAAAAUAAUUCAAAGUGAACAAUUUUCUGCUGAAAUAGAACAAUUAAAGGAAACUGGUGAGACCAAAAAUUUACGUUUAAGAGGUCUUAAUCCAUUUAUUGACGAUAACGGUUUACUUAGAGUUGGUGGGCGUUUGAAACAUGCUCCAAUUUCAUUUACUAAAAAACAUCCAAUAUUAUUGCCUUCGCAUCAUCAUAUCACUGAUAUAAUUAUACGAGAAAUCCAUAAAAAUAAUUUUCAUUCAGGCAUACAAGGUACUUUAUCCAAUUUAAGACAUAAAUUUUGGAUAUUGGAUGGUAAAAACCAGGUAAGACAAAUUACACGCAAUUGUAUUGACUGUAUAAAAAAUCGACCUGUACCAUUACAUGGUAAAAUGGCAGAUUUACCUAGUUCUAGAGUCACUGAAUCAACCCCAUUUUCUCAUGUAGGUGUUGAUUAUUUUGGACCAUUGUUUAUUAAAGAACGUAAAUAUAGAAAUAGGACUACAAUCAAGGUUUAUGGUUGUGUCUUUAUUUGUAUGGCAACUAAAGCUGUACAUAUUGAAAUUGCCAGUGAUUUAACUUCUGAUGGUUUUCUGGGUGCCUUUGGACGAUUUAUAGGUCGUCGAGGUAUUCCUUCUAAUGUAUACUCAGAUAAUGGUACUAAUUUUAUUGGAGCAAAUAAUCAAUUACGUGAAUUAUACAAUUUAUUCACAUCUCAAUCACACCAGGAUUUAGUUAACCAAUAUGCAAUACAGAAAAACAUCAUUUGGCAUUUCAAUCCCCCCCUUUCACCUCAUUUUGGAGGUAUUUGGGAGGCUGCUGUUAAAUCAUUUAAACAUCAUUUUAAAAGAGUAGUAAAAGAUCAGCUGCUUACAUUUGAACAAUUAAAUUCUCUAGCGAUUCAAAUUGAAUCUAUUCUUAAUUCUCGUCCAUUAUGUUCUCUAUCAAGUGAUCCAAAUGAUCCUAUUGCAUUAACCCCCGCUCAUUGUCUAAUAGGACGCCCUCUCACAAUGCUACCGGAAAAUAAUUUUUUGAGUGUUCCAGAUAAUCGUCUCAGUGCAUGGCAGUUUAUAACUAAAGCAAAACAAGAUUUCUGGAAUCGAUGGUACCUAGAAUAUCUCCAUGAAUUACAAAUACGACAAAAAUGGCAUUCAUCAAAAGGUGAACUCAAACCAAAUCAGGUGGUGCUACUUAUGGAUAAAAAUCAACCAUGUAUGCGUUGGAAUCUGGGUAUCAUCGUUGAAACUUUUCCUGGAGAUGAUGGCGUUGCUCGAGUCGCUUCUAUCAAAACUACUCAAGGAAUAUUCAAAAGAAAUAUUACUCAAAUAUGUCCUUUACCUAUUAAUUGUUAA